This is a messenger RNA of Callithrix jacchus (white-tufted-ear marmoset), 474 nucleotides long. Lineage: Eukaryota; Metazoa; Chordata; Mammalia; Primates; Cebidae. The record is from RefSeq and is a predicted model, not a curated record.
AUGGCUGGCGUUAAGGCUGGGAAGGGCUCCAGAAAGGCCAAGACAAAGGCCGUUUCCCGCUUGCAGAGAGCCGGCUUGCAGUUCCCAGCGGGCCGUAUUCAUCAACACCUGAAAUCCAGGACCACCAGUCCUGGACAUGUGGGCACGACUGCCACUGUGCACAUGGUGUACAUGCAGCCACCCUGGAGUACCUCACCAGGAAAUGCAUCAAAAGACUUAAAGGUCAAGUGUGUGACUCCUCGUCACUCGCAACUUGCUACUGACGGAUUUGAAGAGUUGGAUUCUCUCAUCAAGGCUACAGCUGCUGGUGGCGGUGUCAUUCCACACAGCCACACACCUCUGACGGGGAGAACGCAUAACAGAAAACGUCUAAACGACGCCCGACUCCUUGUUCUCUCAGGACUCUAUAUGCUGAUUCCAGCGGACUGCAUCUUUGUGAAAAACACAAUUUUGCCAUUUUGUAAUUCUAUUUGA